AAAUGAACUCCACCAAUUCCCGAAAAUCACCGUGCUGCAGCAGCAUCCACCACCUCUUAUUUCAUAUCCUUUUUCUCUCUCUUUCUCUUCUCUUUAAUUUCUCUUUCCAUAUAAACGCAGUGUGAAUGCAUGAGUGAACUUUGCCAAGAAAUAAAAAGCGCUUCAUUUUCUUGUCUUCUGGUGCUUAUAUAAUGACGUACUAGCUAGCCUCAUUUUUCUUCAUCCUUAUUAUUUCUCUCUCUUUCUUUCCCUAUAUUCAUUUUCUGUGCUUUGAAAGAUGACUGGGGUUCCUCAAGAAGCACCCGUUUCUCUUGAUCAGCUCAAGCAGAUACUGGAUGAGUUUGCAAAGGAGAGGGAUUGGGAGCAGUAUCAUAGCCCAAGGAACCUCCUUUUGGCUUUGGUGGGUGAAGUGGGAGAAUUGUCUGAGAUAUUUCAGUGGAAAGGGGAGGUUCCAAAGGGUCUUCCAGAUUGGAAAGAAGAGGAAAAGGUUCAUCUUGGUGAAGAGCUUUCAGAUGUGUUGCUUUACCUUGUGAGGCUCUCAGACAUUUGUGGUGUUGAUCUUGGCAAAGCUGCUCUAAGAAAGGUCCAACUCAAUGCCAUAAAAUACCCAAAAAAGGUUAAUGAUGAUGCAAUUACUCAAGAUGCUAAUUGAUGAUAAUCCAUUGGUGCCUAUGGUUGUUGUAGUUGCUAUUUUAGGGGGGAACAGUAGGAAAGUGGUUUUGGUAUAUGUUCUUCUAUAAAUGGGUGGAGGCUAGCAUUGUUGGAUUGGUUUGGUACUAGGAACAUUUAUUCUCACCUAUGGCAUAUUGAAUCGAAUCCUAUUUGAUGUAUCAAAUAAUAAUAGAUUAGCUUUGGUGAAAUGUGUCUCUAUUGACAAUAUUUUGAAAGAAUUUAAUUUUGACAUUUUUUA
Messenger RNA from Glycine soja, 910 nucleotides. RefSeq names its product dCTP pyrophosphatase 1-like. Lineage: Eukaryota; Viridiplantae; Streptophyta; Magnoliopsida; Fabales; Fabaceae. The transcript is spliced from 2 exons. Gene Ontology annotation, molecular function: nucleoside triphosphate diphosphatase activity. The record is from RefSeq and is a predicted model, not a curated record. Gene Ontology annotation, biological process: nucleoside triphosphate catabolic process. The coding region runs from base 278 to 652 and encodes 124 amino acids.